Messenger RNA from Capsicum annuum, 1188 nucleotides. RefSeq lists its product as uncharacterized. Bases 362 to 1063 code for a protein of 233 amino acids. NCBI's taxonomy places the organism in Eukaryota, Viridiplantae, Streptophyta, Magnoliopsida, Solanales, Solanaceae. The transcript is spliced from 4 exons. The record is from RefSeq and is a predicted model, not a curated record.
CUUUGCAACGGAACAUUUAAACCAAAUGAAAUUCAAUCUUUUCAACCAUUUUCUGAUAUACGUGUGGUAUUUUCAUAACAUAAUUUGCCUAAGUAUUUGAUUUUAAAAUAUAAAGGGUUUAUUUCCAAUAAAUAUUAAAUGUAACUAACCCUUUAAUUUCUUAUGAACAUUUACCUCCAAAUAUCAUUUGCAUCUAAUAUCACUAUCACAUUUUGGCCAUUUUAAAAGUUACAUUAUUAUUCGUAGUAAUUAUAAUAAGGUGACUUUGUUUUGAACGGAUUGAAAAGGAAAGAGGACAGAAGGAGUAAUAGAAAGGGCCGAAAAAUCUGAAACCAGAUAGAACUAAUAUCUAUUGCAAGAAAUGGAGCUCAUAAAAUCAAUUGUGUUUCUCAAUUCUAUUUUAUUACUACUAUUAUUAUUUAUUGGAUCUGUGUAUUCUCAAAUUUCAAUUCCAUCAAAGCAAGAUGGAUUUUGGUACGAAAACAGAAAUGCGAAAACAGAUUCGAUAUUAAUCGAAGCUUUUUUGGAUCCAGUUUGUCCUGAUAGUAGAGAUUCCUGGCCUCCUCUUAAACGAGCUAUUCAACACUACGGUUCUCGUAUUUCCCUUCUUGUUCAUCCCUUUCCUUUACCUUACCAUGACAAUGCAUUUAUUACCUCGCGCGCGUUGCAUGUUGUCAAUGAUUUGAAUACUUCUGCCACAUACAGAUUGCUGGAAGCUUUCUUUGGUCAACAGGACAAGUUUUAUAACCAAGCAAGUUUCCACUUGUCCAAAGCAUCUGUUGUAGAUAAAGUUGCAAAAUUUACAUCCAAUGCAAUUGGGAAUUUGAAUUACGCUGCUGUAAAGGGUGGAUUUACCGACCCCAAAACCGACCAAGCCACAAGAACUUCCUUCAAGUAUGGUUGUGUGAAAGGCGUAUAUGGGGCGCCUUUUUUCUUCGUAAAUGGGUUUCCUCUGCCAGGUGCUGGCUCGCCAUUGGACUACAACGAAUGGAGAAAUAUCCUUGAUCCAUUGUUUUCCCCAGAAGAACAAUUAAGAACUGAAAAUGUGGAUUUCUUCUUGUGAAUCACUGAUCUUUUAAUCUCCAGUUGUAUAUGUACUCUCAUCACCUAAUGUCCUCAGCUACAGAGACAAAUUAAGCUCAUAUUUCUUAUGUUUAUACAUAUGAUGACAAUAAUUUAUCGCUUCGA